Messenger RNA from Procambarus clarkii (red swamp crayfish), 6631 nucleotides. RefSeq names its product uro-adherence factor A. NCBI's taxonomy places the organism in Eukaryota, Metazoa, Arthropoda, Malacostraca, Decapoda, Cambaridae. The record is from RefSeq and is a predicted model, not a curated record.
UCGAGGGUCGAGGUACGCGGCCACAUCACUCCAGCGAGUCUCUUCAACCCUAGGAGCCGACCGACAUGAAGCCGUUCUGGGCACCUUUGGGUGUGUCCUUGAGCCUCUUCGUGGUGGUUCUGGCCAGACCGGACUCUCCUGGUCACCACCAUCAUCACCAUCGGCAACCCCAAUCCCCACCAGCAGAGGUCUCCUCGGGGUAUGCUUAUCCCGCACCAGCGGUGUCCUUCGAUGCGUCCGCAGGCAGUUCUCUUCGGCCACCCGGGUCCGCCGAGUCCCAGAGGCCUUCAGGGUAUGCCUUCCCGGUCCCUCUACAAUCCUUUAAUCCCUCAGGAGGGAAUGAUAUGACUCCUCCACCUGCCCCUGGCGAGUCCUCGGAAGAAACAGAAGAACCGUCAGGAUAUUCUUAUCCUGUACCAGAGAAGUCCUUCAACAUUUUAGGAUCAAGCAAUUUCGCUCCUCCAAGUGCUCCUGAAGAAUCAUCUGAAGAAUCCGACGAGCCAUCAGGAUAUUCUUAUCCUGUCCCAGAGAAGUCCUUUGACAUCCUAGGAUCAAGCAAUUUGGCCCCUCCAAGUGUCUCUGCUGAAUCUUCUGAAGAAUCCGAAGAACCAUCAGGAUAUUCUUAUCCUGUCCCAGAGAAGUCCUUCGACAUCCUAGGAUCAAGCAAUUUUUCCCCUCCUAGUGCUCCUGCUGAAUCUUCUGAAGAAUCCGAAGAACCAUCAGGAUAUUCUUAUCCUGUCCCAGAGAAGUCCUUCGACAUCCUAGGAUCAAGCAAUUUUUCCCCUCCUAGUGCUCCUGAUGAGUCUUCUGAAGAAUCCGAAGAACCAUCAGGAUAUUCUUAUCCUGUCCCAGAGAAGUCCUUCGACAUCCUAGGAUCAAGCAAUUUUUCCCCUCCUAGUGCUCCUGCUGAAACUUCUGAAGAAUCCGAAGAACCAUCAGGAUAUUCUUAUCCUGUCCCAGAGAAGUCCUUCGACAUCCUAGGAUCAAGCAAUUUUUCCCCACCUAGUGCUCCUGCUGAGUCUUCUGAAGAAUCCGACGAGCCAUCAGGAUAUUCUUAUCCUGUCCCAGAGAAGUCCUUCGACAUCCUAGGAUCAAGCAAUUUUUCCCCUCCUAGUGCUCCUGCUGAAACUUCUGAAGAAUCCGAAGAACCAUCAGGAUAUUCUUAUCCUGUCCCAGAGAAGUCCUUCGACAUCCUAGGAUCAAGCAAUUUUUCCCCUCCUAGUGCUCCUGCUGAAUCUUCUGAAGAAUCCGAAGAACCAUCAGGAUAUUCUUAUCCUGUCCCAGAGAAGUCCUUCGACAUCCUAGGAUCAAGCAAUUUUUCCCCUCCUAGUGCUCCUGCUGAGUCUUCUGAAGAAUCCGAAGAACCAUCAGGAUAUUCUUAUCCUGUCCCAGAGAAGUCCUUUGACAUCCUAGGAUCAAGCAAUUUUUCCCCUCCUAGUGCUCCUGCUGAGUCUUCUGAAGAAUCCGAAGAACCAUCAGGAUAUUCUUAUCCUGUCCCAGAGAAGUCCUUUGACAUCCUAGGAUCAAGCAAUUUUUCCCCUCCUAGUGCUCCUGCUGAAUCUUCUGAAGAAUCCGAAGAACCAUCAGGAUAUUCUUAUCCUGUCCCAGAGAAGUCCUUUGACAUCCUAGGAUCAAGCAAUUUUUCCCCUCCUAGUGCUCCUGCUGAGUCUUCUGAAGAAUCCGAAGAACCAUCAGGAUAUUCUUAUCCUGUCCCAGAGAAGUCCUUUGACAUCCUAGGAUCAAGCAAUUUUUCCCCUCCUAGUGCUCCUGCUGAGUCUUCUGAAGAAUCCGAAGAACCAUCAGGAUAUUCUUAUCCUGUCCCAGAGAAGUCUUUCGACAUCCUAGGAUCAAGCAAUUUUUCCCCUCCUAGUGCUCCUGCUGAAUCUUCUGAAGAAUCUGAUGAACUAUCAGGAUAUUCUUAUCCUGUCCCAGAGAAGUCUUUCGACAUCCUAGGAUCAAGCAAUUUUUCCCCUCCUAGUGCUCCUGCUGAAUCUUCUGAAGAAUCUGAUGAACUAUCAGGAUAUUCUUAUCCUGUCCCAGAGAAGUCCUUCGACAUCCUAGGAUCAAGCAAUUUGGCCCCUCCAAGUGUCUCUGGUGAUUCUUCUGAAGAAUCGUCAGGAUACUCAUAUCCGGUUCCAAAGAAGUCUUUUGAUACACUAGGAAGCGAUGACCUCUCUCCUCCGUCAGCACCAACCCGUCCAUCGACUACCCGGCUUCUCUCUCAGACGGCUGUGUCGAGAGCAUCGAGCUCAACCUAUUUCCCUCCCAAUUUGUCGGCAGAAAAACCAGUCUCAAGCUAUUUCCCUCCAAGAGAGUCUGCAAGAACACGACCCCUCCGUCCGAGGUUAAAUUCAUUAUCGCAGAGAAAGCCCAGUGUCCAGGAGCAAGGUCAGUCCUUGUACCAACCUCCGGCUCAGCAGUCCUCUGAGGAGGCUCAGGAAGACGCCACCCAGACCCCAUUAAGUGUAUUCGUUUCGGCAAUUCCUGUUCCUCAGCCUACGUACCUCGCCCCUGCUUCCUCACAGCCACGGCAACGUGUUCCUUCCUUUUUCCAAAUAGCGCAACCAGUACCUGUCACAUUGCAUGCACGAGCACAAACGUCAAGUCGAGCACAAGCAACAAGUCGAGCGCAAGCAACUAGCCGCUCUCGCGCAUCACUAUCAGCAAGUCGGGACCAGCAGGAGGAGUCCGAGGAGGAUUCCGAGGAGGAGGAGGAGGAGGAGUCUGCUGGUGGGGACAAGAGAGAGCAGGAGACGAGCAGCAGCAGCACCAACAGAGACUCUGCCGCUGUGGGAACUACACUCACACAAAGAUCUGGUGGCGGGGAGAGAGGCCGCGCCACCUACCAGCCGCCCCGUCCAUCCACGUCGACCAGGAAGCUCGCGGCAGGAGACUUCGACCCUCUGUCUCACUUCAAGAUUACCACCCACGACUUUUCUGAUGCCUUCAAAAGCAAGGUUUUUCUCAAGCUUGUGAAUGACCCAAGCGAAAGGACACAGAGACAGAGAGAAAAUGCGAGGCCCAGACAGUCGUACACCUUCCCCACCAACAAUCCUGAGGAGGAUAAAGGUUCUGAAGAGUCUUCAGGAAGUGUUGCUCGCCCUGUCCAACUUUACAGAGCUCCUACAACACAGAAGCCAAAGACAGAAAGCAGCGUGGAGACUGAGGCAAAGGCAUCUCGUCCCAGCCAAUUUUACAAGUUUCCUUCACAAGUGACUGAAGACGAAGAGGACUCUGACGAGGACGAGGACUCUGACGAGGAAGAAGAUAGCUCUGAUCAGUCUGAAAACGGUUCUGAUGAGUCUGAAAACAGUUCUGAUGAGUCCGAAAACGACGGCACUUUUGGCUAUAUAUACAGAGUACCCACCAGAAGGCUGCAAGAAGCACGGGAUUCUGAAGAGUCCGAAGGAAGUAACUCUCGAUACACUAACUUCUUCAACAUUCGGGCUGGAUCCAGCAAACAGAAGGAAGACUCUGAGGAAACUAGUAACAGUGGAUCGUCAUCUGGUUACUCAUAUAAUGCCCCUGCUCUAAGAUUUCAAGAAGGAAGGGAAGACAACGAAAAGCAACGUGCAGAAAAGAAAGAGUCAGAGAAAGUAGAAGAUGAAGAAAAAGAAGACGGCUCAGAAUCAGAAAAAGAAGAAGGCUCAGAAUCAGAAAAAGAAGAAUCAGAAAAUCUGAAAUCUGAAGAGCCGAAGGGAAGCUCCUCUCAAUUCACCAACUUCUUUACAAUACCAACUAGAGCGAAUACAAGAAAAGCAGUUUCUGAGGAAUCCCAGGCUAGUGCAUCCUUCUCCGGUUACUCUUUUGAUCCACCUGCAACGAAAUUCGAAGAGGGAAAGAAAGGAGAAGAUGAAGAAGGAGAAGAUAAAGAAGGAGAAGAUAAAGAAGAAGAAGAUAAAGAGAAAAAAGAAGAUUCGGACAGUUCAGAAAAAAGUGACGUGCGAACCACCAACUUCUUUAAAACUGCUUCUGAGGACUCUGAUGAGACUGAUACCAAGACCAGUCACUUCUUUGGAUUCCCAAGCAGACAGGCCAGUGAUACAAGUCAGUCCAAGAAAAGAUUUCCAACCAUUUAUAUCGGAGGAAAUCAAAACAAAGAGGGCAGUGAGGAGGAGGAGGAAACUGGAGAUGGUCAAGUCAGACAUCCUGUGUUUAUAGUCCUGAGGGAGCAUCCUAAUCGACGAGGCUCUUCUGGCAACACUGCUAACUUCUAUGGCAAGCGAGAUUCUGAAGAGGAUGAAACAUUGUUAUUCCUGCCAUAUAUAACCGAAGAUGAGGAUGAAGAUGAGCCUUUUGGGUACCUGCAGGUCCCAUCGUCGGUAGUGCCAGGUCUGGGACGCCUGACGAACCUUGAGCCAACACAACUGACAAAGGAUAUAUCUGGCUUCAUUACUGAUCUCGACAAUCAUGGUAGCACCCGAUUCCUCUCUUUCCUUUCACAGCAGGUGGCAAAGCUACAGGAGGAAAGCAGCAGCAGCGAAGAAAGUCAUGAAGAUGAUGAUGAAGCUGAAGACGAUGAAGAAUCUGAAGAUGAUGAAGAUGAGAAUGACAAUAAAGAUAGAGAAGAGGAAGAUAAGGCUAAUAUAGGUAGAGAAGAAGAAGAAGAGGAAGAGGAAAAGGAUGGUAAAAACCAGGCCAAAAACCCUCCAAAACCUCUUGUUUCCAGUCGGCAAGGUAUUCCAUCUCAUUUUAAGAUAUCCUCACCAGCAAAUCCCACACGAACCAGAGAUUACUUCGCAAGGAGAACUACAAGUUCAAGUCAAAGCUCUACUCAUCUUCGAACUCCUCAACCAAACCCUUUCACAAAGUCAUUAUCUAGUGUUUCAGCCGCGACCCAGAGACCACAGCCCCUUCAGGAUUCAUCGAGGUCUUUCUUUAACACAGGUUUCUUCAAAGGACAAUUAUCGAUUUCCAGCCAAAAGGAACAGACAGAAGUGAAAGUGCCAGCCUCUCGGGCUUCAGGAUAUACUGCACCAAGUCGAGGCUCUGGUGCCCCCAAAACACAUAUCCCCAAUGCUCUAUAUAGUGGAGGAAACAGAUUUAGUGGAUCUGCAUCCCAUUUACAGAUAGGCCAGCCAGUAUCUAUUUUCUAAUGCUGUGGAGAUAUACUUAUUCAUAGUUACAUAUAAGGGAAAUUUUCAAAACUAUUUUAAACAGAACUGCUUUUAAUUAAAAUAUAUUUCAGAAGACAAAAAUCUGGUGAGUUAUCUGAAGUCAGUGAUAUUAUGCAUUUAGGACACGAAAUGACUAUGAUCAGAGACAUUUUCUUUGAUUCUAGAUUCUUGAACAAUCCACUCCAGUAUUAUUUAUAAAACUACAUGUUAAUUUUCUCUGAGUUUUUAAGUUAAUUUAUGAUUUAAAAUAAGAAUUAAUUUAUUUUUAAUGGCAUAAUUAUUUAAGAGAGUCUAUUAAAAUAUAUAUGUAUUAAUAAUAUAUGGUCAAUGGUGGCAGCGGUGGGAUCCCAAUGUACAGUAACAUAACGUUUAUAUAUCCCGUGGUGUAAUAAAGCAGGAGGCUGCUUUAGAGUGCUAAUGGAGUACCUGAAUGCCACUUUUCUGAAAAAUGGUUGGAGAGACAUGAAAAUUACAGGAAAACAUAAAUAGCACAGGAUAAAAAGAAAUACUGAAAACACAUACAAUAUAUGAAGAAAAUCAUAAAUGAGCACUAGUUAAAAAAAAUUACAGUGUACAGGCAAACAUAAAACAUAAAAAAAUAAUAAAAAUCAUACAAAUUAAUACAAAAUAAAUAAAAAUAACAAAAUGCUGAACACAGUUUCUUAUACAAUACUGCCAUGUUACCACAAUUAAUUUUGCCAUUUUAAUAUCCAAAUAAUGAGCUUUCGACAAUACUACGUGAAAGACAUUAUGUUUACAUUGAUUUAAAAACAUGUGUUCUUCAUCUUUCUCACCAUCAUGAAUGAGAACAUCCACAGGAACCGUGAAGAGGAUUCGAACCAAUGCGCUGGUGCGUCAUAAAUCUAAUUCAAAUUUAUCCUUCAAAUCUUGAACAAAACUAAAUUAGUAGAUGUCCCAGACUUUGUUUAUUUUGCUGGCUUCAUUUUUCAAAACUUUGUAUCAUUUCUUUUUUAUUUAUGAAAUUUAAGCUUUGCAUCUCGUAUAUACUUCACUAGUCCCUAUUUUCAUUACGUAACUGAAGUAUAUCUUAAGUUUCAAUAUUUAACAUUAGUGCAUUUGGUAUAAGCUGUAUUCCUUAUCAUACACUCAUACAUAUGCUGUAUUUCUCGUCGUAAAUAAGCUGUAUUUCUUAUUUAACACACACAGACACAAGCUUUAUCUCUUAUCACAGCAGUAAACAGGUUCCUGAGAGUUAGGCAGUGGUUAUGGGCAGGUCAUCAGUAGUUGACCUUAGGGGACACACACGAUAAGUCUAAUGGGCUUCCUGUUCCCAACUAUGGGAAACCAUACACAAUCUGUAUUCCUUACCAUACACCCCAUACACAAGCUCUAAUCCUUAUCAUACAAUCAGACAGGUAAGAGAAAUAUGCCGAAUAUAACUUUAGGGUUAUUAAUUAUUUCUUUUUGCUGCUUUUUUUUUGUAAGUAUUUAUGUAUAUUUAUCUAUAUAGGAAUACCAUAUUAUGUCAUUGUCAAUAAAUGUACAUAGGAACA